UUUUCAAGGGAGAGGAAAUCCGAAGGAAACGUGGGGUUCAGCGCGGUGGUCACCAGUCAAAUGGAGUAUUAAAUGGCCCCUGUAGUCGCACCUUUUUUCUCUGCUACACUCGAGUUGAAUUUGGUGGGUUGGAAUACGGGCGUGGCGGCCCAAAAGUGAAGGUUGGCACAGGGCCCGGGAGAAGGGGGGGGGGGGGGGGGGGGGGAUACCAGCGGGUGAUACUACCCGGGGGAUAAGGCGACCGUCGCUUUUGGCCCAAAAUGUCGAUGCAAUACGAGGUGGAGCAGCUGGCCGGGAGCUACGGAGUGGCGGACUCGUUCCCCAAAGACUUUGGCUACGGGGAAGAGGAAGAGGCGGACAUCGAGGACAGCCCGGCUCCGUCCGACAGCAAGCCGAGGAUCCUGCUUAUGGGUCUGAGGCGAAGUGGCAAGUCAUCGAUUCAGAAGGUGGUUUUUCACAAAAUGUCACCCAACGAGACCUUGUUUCUGGAGAGCACCAACAAGAUCUACAAGGACGACAUCUCCAGCAGCUCCUUCGUCAACUUCCAGAUCUGGGACUUCCCGGGCCAGGUGGACUUCUUUGACCCCACGUUCGAUUAUGAGAUGAUCUUCAGAGGAACCGGAGCCCUCAUUUUCGUCAUCGAUGCUCAGGACGACUACGUGGAAGCUCUGGGACGACUCCACCUGACUGUGUCGCGGGCGUACCGGGUCAACCCAGACAUCAACUUUGAAGUGUUUAUCCACAAAGUAGACGGGCUCUCUGACGACCACAAAAUCGAGACCCAGCGGGACAUCCACCAGAGGGCCAAUGACGAUCUGGCCGACGCCAGCUUGGAGAAGCUCCAUCUCAGCUUUUACUUGACGAGCAUCUACGACCACUCCAUCUUCGAGGCCUUCAGCAAGGUGGUGCAGAAGCUCAUCCCGCAGCUGCCUACGCUGGAGAACCUGCUCAACAUCUUCAUUUCUAAUUCAGGGAUCGAGAAGGCCUUCCUUUUCGACGUGGUGAGCAAGAUCUACAUCGCCACCGACAGUUCCCCAGUUGACAUGCAGUCGUAUGAGCUGUGCUGUGACAUGAUUGACGUGGUCAUAGAUGUUUCCUGCAUCUACGGUCUGAGGGAGGAUGGCAGCGGCAGCGCCUAUGACAAGGAGUCCAUGGCGAUCAUCAAGCUCAACAACACCACUGUGCUCUAUCUGAAGGAGGUCACAAAGUUCUUGGCGCUAGUUUGCAUCCUGAGAGAAGAAAGCUUCGAGCGUAAAGGCUUGAUCGACUAUAACUUCCACUGUUUCCGAAAGGCCAUCCACGAAGUGUUCGAGGUGGGUAUGUCGGCACAACGCCCACUCGGCACGCUGCCCUUGAGCUCGCCGGCGCGCAGCAAGGCCGUGGCCCUUAACGGUACGCCGCGCAACACCGUCUAAGACUCUUUACGGACGAAAAAGACAUUCAGGACGAGCCCAAAAAGCGGCCAGAGGAAGAGCUUGAAUGCCACACGCGUUCAGGCCCAACGUGGCCGCAUGCAGCAGGGGAAGAACUCUUUGGGUUUUCAAGACUACUGAUGGGAGGGACCGAUGGUCGCCACCUUGUCAGGAUUAUGACGCACCCACUAGACCACUUGUAAAAAUAAAUAAAUGAUGAAGGUAAGGCCUCACCAAUGCAGCAUGAGCACCCGGCUUCUGAGUUGCACCCUCACCCUCAAUGCUGCGCGGACGUCACUUCUUCCGAUUGCACGCGUCAACGGAGCGCACUCGAAAGGGAUCGAUUGUAUGUCUGGGUGUGGAUGCACUUUUUGAAUGGGAGUUUGUGUGUUGGGUUGAGCUGUCGACACUUUGUGUGUUCUUCUCAAUAAAGACGACAAAUUAAACGAUCUGAAUCGAGACUUGAGCAU
Molecule: messenger RNA, 1882 nt
Organism: Syngnathoides biaculeatus (alligator pipefish)
Lineage: Eukaryota; Metazoa; Chordata; Actinopteri; Syngnathiformes; Syngnathidae
Gene: rragca
Product: Ras-related GTP binding Ca
Exons: 7
Coding region: 261-1415 (384 amino acids)
Biological process (GO): cellular response to amino acid stimulus; regulation of autophagy; cellular response to starvation
Cellular component (GO): Gtr1-Gtr2 GTPase complex; lysosome; nucleus
Molecular function (GO): GTPase activity; GTP binding
Source: RefSeq, a predicted model, not a curated record